Messenger RNA from Gamsiella multidivaricata, 1014 nucleotides. Its product is annotated as P-loop containing nucleoside triphosphate hydrolase protein. The coding region runs from base 1 to 1014 and encodes 337 amino acids. Gene Ontology annotation, biological process: microtubule-based movement. Gene Ontology annotation, molecular function: ATP binding; microtubule motor activity; microtubule binding. The record is from RefSeq and is a predicted model, not a curated record. The transcript has 7 exons. Lineage: Eukaryota; Fungi; Mortierellomycota; Mortierellomycetes; Mortierellales; Mortierellaceae.
AUGGGCCGCAACAAGCCAGCGGGUCGUAAUGGAGGAACAAACACUGCCGGCGACAUGACAGCUAAGAUUCGUGUCUGUGUACGCAAGAGACCACUCAACAGCAAGGAGAUCAACAAAGGCGAAAAGGAUAUGGCGACCGUUUUGGGACGCCAAUUGGCCGUAGAUGAACCAAAGGUUCGCGUGGAUAUGACCAAGUAUAUUGAGCGGCACAACUUUGUAUUCGACGAGGUCUUUGAUUCGGAUGCGACAAAUGAGGAUGUUUAUAGGAAGACGGCCUUCCCUCUUGUCCAAUACCUCUUUGAGGGUGGGAAGGCGACAUGUUUUGCAUAUGGACAGACUGGAAGUGGCAAAACGUUUACCAUGUUGGAUGACAAGCAAGGUCUUUACGUCCUCGCUGCACGCGACAUCUUUGUCAUGCUCCGCAAGCCCGAGCAUUCGCAUCUGUCAGCAUACAUCGGGUUUUAUGAGAUCUAUCAAGGACAUCUUUAUGACUUACUGAAUAGCCGCAAGAGGUUAAAUCCCCGCGAGGACGGCAAGAAUAAUAUUGUCAUUUCAGGGCUGAAGGAAUACGAGAUCAUCAAUGUUCAAGGAUUAAUGCAAGUGUUCGAAUACGGAAACAAUGCCCGCAGUACUGGUAACACAAAUGCGAACGCGGACUCCUCUCGAUCUCACGCCAUCAUGCAGAUUGUGCUGAAAGACAGGGCAAGCAAAUCGGUGGAAGGCAAACUGAGUUUUAUUGAUCUGGCAGGAAGCGAAAGGGGUGCCGAUCGUGGCGAAACAGAUGCCAAAACAAGGCAUGGAGCUGAAAUCAACAAGAGUUUACUCGCACUAAAGGAAUGCAUUCGCGCUCUUGACCAAGACAAAAAGCAUACGCCAUUCCGUCAAAGUAAGCUGACUCAGGUUCUCAAGGACUCAUUUGUCGGCAACUCUAGGACAUGCAUGGUUGCCACCAUUUCUCCGAACAACUCAAACAGCGAACAUACCCUCAACACACUGCGCUACGCUGAUCGGUAA